Aureobasidium melanogenum CBS 110374 is the source of this 1488-nucleotide messenger RNA. RefSeq lists its product as uncharacterized. The coding region runs from base 1 to 1488 and encodes 495 amino acids. Gene Ontology annotation, molecular function: DNA-binding transcription factor activity, RNA polymerase II-specific; zinc ion binding. The record is from RefSeq and is a predicted model, not a curated record. The transcript has 3 exons. Gene Ontology annotation, biological process: regulation of DNA-templated transcription. Lineage: Eukaryota; Fungi; Ascomycota; Dothideomycetes; Dothideales; Saccotheciaceae.
AUGUACCCAAAUCCCGGUCCCCAGGCUGCUUGGACGCCAAAUACCAAUGGUCAGCCGCCGCAGCAACAACCACAACCUCCUCACCCUCAACAUCCCAAUCAACACCCUCAGCAGCUGCAACAACCUUUGCAACACCAGCAACCUCCCCCGCCUCCACCUUCCACCUCUGCCCCUCCACAACAUCAGCAGCAGUGGGCACAACCACCUCCAACCCACCCCAACGCCCAGUAUCCUCAACAGCGUCAUCCCACUCAGAUUCCUCCCAUCAGUCAGGCAUUGCCCCAAGGAGGACCUCCAAACAUGACCACUCUUCAGCCUUCUCAUCCAGACCACUACCGUUCGCUGCCACCACCUCCGAUGUAUGGGCACGCUCCACCAGGUCACUACCAGCAGCCUCUACCCUACCCUCCUCAACCUGCUCCCCGCCAAAGAACAGCUAUCGCAUGUCGCUACUGCCGGCGUAGAAAGAUUCGAUGCUCUGGGUUUGAUCAGUCCGAAGAUGGUCGUUGCACAAACUGCCAGCGAUUCUCGCAGGAGUGUGUCUUUACGCCUGUCUCGGCGCAAUCGCAGGCCUUUGUCCCUGCGCAUACCGUCUGGAGACAGCAGGGUGCACCUCCACAGCAACUCUACGGAGCUUAUGGCCAGCCGCUGCCUCCUCAGCAACACGCGGCUCGCGAUCCUUAUCCUCCGCCGCAACAUGCCUACCCUCCUCCUCAGGGCUACCCUCAAGGUCCACCAGUCUACGCGAUGCCUCCAAGUCAUGUCCCUCAAGGACCCCCUCCUGCUCACGUAGCACCUCCUCAACCCACUGGAACACCCAACCCUGCCCAGGAAGCUGGUCGCAAGCGCCCUAACGAAGAGCCACACACGCCAACUCUCCCACCACCAAACCCUGCUCAGGCCGCUCAACUUCCCCAACAAGGACCUCCUCCACCCCAUGCUCAGCCUCAGUACACUUACCCUGAUCCUACUGUCUUGACACCCGCAGCUGGCUCUCCUGCUUCUUCCAACACUUCGUUCCAAUCCGCUCAACCUCAUGCUCAGCCGUACUUUGCGCAUGCACCCGCACGCAAACCAUCUCCUCAGCAAAACAACUACGCGUAUGAGCAGCCUCGUGCUUCCCACUCACCACACGCUCACGCCGCCUCUGUCGCUCCGGCUGCCUACAACCCGGCUGUGACUUCUCACCCAGAAUCGAAGCCCAUUCCUUCGAACUCGGAACGUUCGAGCCCGACCAGCACUGCCAGAGGUGUGCGUAUCAAUGAACUGGUUGGUCCCAGUGGUCAGCCUCAAGCUCAGUCUCAGCAAAACCACGCCCAGGCACCUCCACCACCUCCUUCUACUGCCGCCCACUCCCAACAGCCCCAGCAAGCACCUGGUGCUCCUCAAAACGCAUCGCAGCAGGCUCAGAACCAGGCCAAUUCGGACGGUAGUAGAAGCCAAGCUGAUAGCAACAUGCUUAGCAAGCUCAACAACCCGCGCAUGUAG